Messenger RNA from Paramecium octaurelia, 2669 nucleotides. NCBI's taxonomy places the organism in Eukaryota, Ciliophora, Oligohymenophorea, Peniculida, Parameciidae. The record is from the annotation of a GenBank genome assembly.
AUGUUGAGUUUGUUCAUAAUUUUUGGAAUCAAUACUCUUCAAAUAAAUUCAGAAGCUAUAACCUGCUAGACUCUGCAAAUGCAACCAAAAAUAACAUGUUAAAUCAAACUUAAGGACUGUUUCAUAUUGGAAGGAGAUGAAGAAGAUUAUUACAAACUCGAACAUAUUGAUAAAGAAAUUAUAUAAAAAUCCUUUACUAUUCCUUACAAAUAUAUGCCUAUCUAUAUUUCAAUGUUCAAUAGAUUAGAAUAAGAUAUGAUCUAAAUGAAAUUAAUUUGUUAAUUAUUUCUGAAUUAUACAUAUUAUAUAACAUGUAUGAGGUAUGAUACAUUGAAUCAUUGUGAAAACGUUCAUCAAUUAGAGAGCAUUGAAAUAGAAACAAAUAUUUUAUCAGAAGAAAGAUGUGAUGAAAUGUAUUAAUUAGAAGAUGGAAGAAUAAUACUAUUCUGUUUGAAAUAAUUUAUUUUUAAAUAAUAUUCAGUAAAUUUUCAAGGAGAUAUUGUCCCACUUAUAGAAUAUGAUGUUUCUGAUUAAGUUUAAGAUUAGUGCAAGAAGAAACAGAAUAAAAUAUAUGGUAAGAAUUAGUUUAUAGUAUCAUUUUAUUAAUGUUCAAAUUGGAAAAUUUUUUCAAUUAAUACACACCAAAUCGAAAUUGUUUUGGAAUCUAAAAUGUAAGAUUAUUAGUCGGUCCUCAAAUUUUUUCCAAAAGUAAGUGAUGUAUAAUUAUCUCCAUUAUUAAAAAGUAUUCUAUAUCUCUUCGAAGGUAAUCAUUAUAUUCAAGUUAUUUAUGGAAUAAAUUAAUAAGGAUCCUAUUAAUUAUUUGAGAGUGAAAAUUCAAUUUUAAAAAUAAUACUAUUAAGGUCAAAUCCGAAUGGUCUGCUAAUUACAUAUUCAAAUAUGACUAAGUAUAAACCAUUUAAGAGUAUUGGAAAUGAAAUUGUCUUAAAUUAUACUUUUGAAGUCGAUAAUAUUCAUUUAUUUUCCAAUUAUCUCUUCCUAUAAAAUUAAACAUAGCUAAUAAUUAGAAUAGAUCAUCAUUUGAUUUAAAGAUACUAAAUUUUAAAUACACCAUUAAAUUUCUUUGAAUAAAGUAACCUAUUUUAUCAAAUAGAUAAAUAGCAAAAAUUGGUAUAAUUCUAUAGAUAUUUUCCUAUGAGUAGCUUCAUUGAACCUAAAUAAAAAUUUAUAUAUUUCAUUAAAAAAAUAGAGAACACCAACUCUUCAUCAUUAGAUUAGUGUUUCAGAAUGAAUUAUGAAAAUAAUUCGAAUGAGAAAAGGGAGUAUUUUAAAGAGAUCCAUAUCCUUAAAGAUUGUUAACUUAAGCAGGAAACAACAAUAGGAUUAGAAAGCCUUUUUUAAUUGCAACAACAAAACUUUUCUAUAAGUAAUAAUAAUAAUGACAUAAUUAAUUUGAGUAUUUGGAAAGAGGCAAAAGAAGAUAUUUAAUGUUAUUAAUGUCUAAAAAGUUAUUAAUUUAAAAGUAAGGCUUAUUUAAGAUAUAUGCAUUAGCAUAAUUUUUUAAUUUUUUAAGCUGAUGAUUCGUUAUAUUUUCAUAAUUGCAUAAAAAACAAGAUUGAAAUGAUUAUAAACACCAAGUAAUUUGAAGUAUUUAAACAUUUUGAAGAUUAUUUUCUUAUUGAUUAAAAGAAUCAAUAGAUAAAAAUUAUACAAAUUAUUAAUAGCGUUAUCAAUGAAAGAGUAUUAUAAAAUAAUGUUGAAAUAAUAAGAGCGCAUCAAGUUUCUUCUUCGCUCAUCAUCUAUAUAAAAAAUGAAAAAUCCCCAUUAUUAUUAUCCAAAGACAUUUUAUAAAUGUAGAAAAAGUAUCUUCCUUAAAAUCUUUUUUUGCAACAAUAAAUCCUUUUUUAUCAAGAACUAGGAGGUUAGAAAUUUAUACAAUAUCCAAAUAUCUUAGUUUAACUAUUUCAAGGAGAUAUUAAAUGUUUUGAAUUUUCUGGCCCCAUUAUAAUUUCAAUUAAAAAUGGGAUAAAAGCAUUUUAUUCAAUUAUUGCAGUACAAAACUAAACCAAUUCGAUACUACUUUAUUAUUCGAAUAUAUUUGAAUUACAAUAAUUCUAUAAUUUUACACUAGAAGAAUAUCAAUUUUCGAAUCCUUUAAAAUACACUUGCACUAAAAAUAAGUUAGCUAUUUUAAUUGAACAAAGUUAAUCUAUUUUUAUAGCUCUAUUCAGUUUUAAUUAAGAAUAAAUUGAUUUGUUAGAUAUUAUAAGCACUGAUGCUACCUAUUUCGAAUUCUAAAUACCAUAUUUAUUAUAUUUGAAAAAUGGGCAAAUGCGACAACAUUACAUAAGCGAGAUAGGCGCAUUAAUUGAAACCAAAAUAAGUAUCUUAACAAACCUUAUUACAUAAUUUAAUUUAAAAUUCAAACCAUCAUUUAAAUUUCAAGAUGAAUUGAAUUUAACUCUCUCAUUCUAAAAUGAAUGCUAUUAAGUUUACUCUCUAAAGAGUGAAAUUUCUUUCAAAUUAUCAAGGAAUCAAAAUUUGAUAUUAAAGAUUUCUGAAAUUUUUUAUGGUCCAAUACAUAAUUUAACAAUAAAAAACAACCAAAAAAUUGAAUUGAAGAAUCCUUUAAAAUCAUUAUACUAAAUCAAUUCAUGUGAUGAGGAAAUGCUUAUUUGUAUUUAAGAAUUAUAAUUUUAAUAAUAGAGUGA